Octopus sinensis (East Asian common octopus) is the source of this 903-nucleotide messenger RNA. Its product is annotated as LHFPL tetraspan subfamily member 2 protein-like. The coding region runs from base 22 to 858 and encodes 278 amino acids. Gene Ontology annotation, cellular component: membrane. The record is from RefSeq and is a predicted model, not a curated record. The transcript is spliced from 2 exons. Lineage: Eukaryota; Metazoa; Mollusca; Cephalopoda; Octopoda; Octopodidae.
UACCUAAAACGUUGUUUCCACAUGGUCUCGCCAAUCACUUGGCUCUGGUCAAUAUUGUCUGUGGUGGUGGCCACCAUCUGUACAUCCAGUCUUUUCCAGCCAUUCUGGUUCCUAAACCCUGAUUUUACACACUCGUUCGGAAUGUUGGCCUACUGUCAUUUAGAUCAAACGGCAAACUCAGAUGAUCUGCAGCAAAUUCCACAAUGUGCCUCUCCUGGACUCCAUGUGUCUUCUACUGUUCCCAGGACCCUUACUAUCCCUGUGACCUCUGCUUCACCUGGAACCCCUUCGUCACCUACUGUCUCCAAAUCCUUUGCUUAUCCUGGGACUUCUGUUACUCCUGGGACUUCUGUUACUCCUGGGAUUUCUGUUACUCCUGGACAUCCUGUGGCACUUGUAGCCCACUCCGUUCACUCCAUGCCAGUGUGUCAUAACUACGGUGGCGCAAUGUUACUGGGUAAGUUACCUACCCUUUCCUGGCAGGUUGCUGCAGUGCUGUAUGGAUCAGGUUGUUUCUUGACAGUCACGAGUUCAAUCCUCACCUUGCUUGCUCUGAUCGUGCCCUUUGCUCUUGAACAGAAAAUCGCCCGGAUCUGUGGAUUGUUACAAUCAUUAGCAGUAUGUCUACUGGUUGCUGGCCUUUUGCUUUACCCGGUCGUCCUAUCUUCUGCCUUCUUCAAGUUCCACUGCGGACAAUUGAGCAGCGGCUACUUCUGGUCCGGAAACUGUCGUAUGGGAUGGAGCUACAUGUUAGCAAUCACGGGAACCAGCCUGUCCGUCUUCUGUCCCUUCCUCUCCCGCUACACCGAUAUGAAGGUCGACGAAGUGAACCCACUUCAACAAAUUAUCCAUGUGUGAAGGGACUUGGUGGGGUUUCUAGAGCUGAAUAUCACAUUUGUGUGU